Hansenula ciferrii is the source of this 1431-nucleotide messenger RNA. RefSeq lists its product as uncharacterized. The coding region runs from base 1 to 1431 and encodes 476 amino acids. The record is from RefSeq and is a predicted model, not a curated record. Lineage: Eukaryota; Fungi; Ascomycota; Saccharomycetes; Phaffomycetales; Wickerhamomycetaceae. The transcript has a single exon.
AUGUCCAGAGAGCCAACUUUCAUACACAGAGACUUUUCCGCAUCAACAACUCGUCAUUAUAACGAAAUUUGGAAUUGGUAUUUGAAUAACUUGAUCAAUGGAGAAUUCGAAAACAUCACCAACAAUAAGGUCUUUAGAAAUGAGCUGAACGAGGUAGUUGACUCAGUAGAUGGAGAUAUCAAGAUCAUGAUCACAGUGCCCAAUUUCCUGAACAAUGAGGCAUUGAUUAGAGAAUUAUUGACCAAGUUCUUCAAUGCUAAUGGUGAUCAUGAACAAGAUGAUAAUAGAUUAGAGAUAUGCUUGACGAAUUUUGGACCUUUGAAAGGUUCUGGGUCCUCUAUAAUAAUGGCUGCUACUCAUACUCACAUUCCAGAAGAUGCUACUUUUGGUGAUAUAGCCAAUUAUAAUCAAACUAUUGAACUGAAUUCAGUCAUCUCUGGUGAAUCUGAUUAUAUUCCAUCAAUCAAUUCUGAAGAUAAAAUACCAACCCCUGUUGAAAUAGAUGAGAAUGAAAGUUCUAUAGAUUCAUUCCAUCCUUCGGUUUCAUUACCACCAAGUCCAAAAUAUUCAUUAACAAGAGUUUCCACUAUACAAAAUGAUGAAGGUAUUGAUGAGUUAGAUCAAGGUUCUUCAACACAUGUACCAAACACACCAAAUAAUCUUUCAAAUGAACAACAACCCAUUGUACAAAUAGAAUCCAAAGAAUCUGGAGAAGAAGAAGAAGAGGAAGAGGAAGGAGAAAAUUAUGAUGAAGAAAACAAAGGUGAACUAGAAGAACAUGAUAUUGAUAGUAUUUAUUCCGAUGAAAGUUCAAUAGAUUCAGUUGAAUAUGUACCGUCAACAAUUACAACUCAUUCAGGGCAAUUGAAUAUGAGAUAUAAAAUGGUACUGAAUACCAUAUUAUUUAAAGAUGAUGAACAAAAUAAAAGAACUGCCAUAAGACAGAAUGAUGAAGAUGGUAUAAGUGAUGAUUGGUUAUUAUAUGAUGAAGAUUUCAGAAUGGAUAAUAUUGAAUUAUUUGAUCUACGAGAUAUUAUAGAAAUGAUGAAAUAUGAACAUAAAAUAUUAUUUUAUGACGUUAUUUUAGAGAAAACAAAUAAUCAAGAUGAUGAAUUUGAUGAUGAUGAAUUAAAUGAAGGUGAUGAUUUAAACGUUGUUGAAUUCAAUGGUAAUUCAAAUUAUCAUGAACAUGAAGGUCAAUCAAUUAAGUUUGUUCAAAGUAAUCAAACAACUAUUCAAGCUUCAGAAAAUUUAUCGAAAACAAAUACAAUUAAAACUCAUCUUGGUUCAAUAAGAUCAGAAUAUAAUUUGUAUAAACCAGAUUCAUUAUUUUCCAAGAUUGAAAGAUCAAAAUCUACUCCAACUAAUUCCAAAAUGAAAAAAUUAAAACUACGAAAUGGUAAUGGUGAUAGAAAUUGUAUUAUAAUGUGA